Molecule: messenger RNA, 542 nt
Organism: Solea senegalensis (Senegalese sole)
Lineage: Eukaryota; Metazoa; Chordata; Actinopteri; Pleuronectiformes; Soleidae
Gene: rps27l
Product: ribosomal protein S27 like
Exons: 4
Coding region: 93-347 (84 amino acids)
Biological process (GO): ribosomal small subunit assembly; translation
Cellular component (GO): ribosome; cytosolic small ribosomal subunit
Molecular function (GO): RNA binding; structural constituent of ribosome
Source: RefSeq, a predicted model, not a curated record
CACGCACGUGCACACGCACACACAUACAGCCUUCUCUACACUGACAGCACACGUAUGCGCUGUAAAGCUAGGCUAAGGCUACUACAGUGAAAAUGCCUCUGGCUAAAGACCUCCUCCACCCUGCCAUUGACUUCGAGAGAAGACAACACAAAAAGAAAAGGCUUGUUCAGAGUCCAAACUCCUACUUUAUGGACGUGAAGUGUCCAGGCUGCUACAAAAUCACAACUGUGUUCAGCCAUGCACAGAGUGUAGUUCUCUGUGUGGGAUGCGCUACUGUGUUGUGCCAGCCAAAAGGAGGAAAGGCCAGACUGACAGAGGGUUGCUCUUUCAGGAGAAAGCAACAUUAAUAAUGGCCUACCCACAAAAUGGAGUCUAAUUCAACCAUGCUGUUUAUUUUUCCUUUGAUUACAAAGCAGCUGUUCAUUCACCAAUGACAAAUGAUGUCACUGGACAAAUCUUUAUGAUCAAUUUCUUUAACAUACUUGAAAACUUUUAAAAUAAUGUUUCAUCACAACAUCAAUAAAGACCCUUACUCAUAAAAA